Messenger RNA from Mycena citricolor, 3363 nucleotides. The record is from the annotation of a GenBank genome assembly. NCBI's taxonomy places the organism in Eukaryota, Fungi, Basidiomycota, Agaricomycetes, Agaricales, Mycenaceae.
CUUGCUUUACCAAGUACCGUACACGUUCCUCUAUCCAUUCACUUCUUGCGUCAGCAUUCCUCUGUGGGAUCACCGAACCCUACCGAGCCCUGGAGCUUCUUCCAAUGACCGUGAUUGCGCCCGAGAACACACAGCGCGUACAUCAAUCUGUUCAGCGCAAGGCCGUCUUUUCCCGAGACGAUGGCACUCCGUGCUCCGUGCGCCCAACUCCUAGGUACUGCUCUCGGCUCCGAUGGAACUGGUGGUCUCGAGCCCCCGGUGUCUUUGGAGGCUCGUGGUGCUCAUCCGAUCUUCACUGGGGCUUCUGGGAAGCCUCGACACGAUACGCGUUGGAUUCCAGCCCUGGCAUCCGAAUGGGUAUGUCGUUCUAUCGAACAGGCAGGGAACACGACGUGCAUACUAUCUAUCACAUUUCGCUCCUUCCCCUUUCGAAACGGACCGCCGCGUUCCGCUGGAUUGAUGAGACGAUAACCUAGGUCGCACAAGCGGCCCCACAUAUCACUCUUCUCAAUCAAAUGGGAGUAUCUGCGUAUAAAUGGGCUCGUCGCAUCGCCCCUUCUCGGAGAAAGUGCAAUGUUCGCAUUCGCAACUAGUGCAUUGCUGCUUGCUGCUGCUGGGUCCGCUCAGGCCUCGCUCGCGCCGAAGAAAUUCCUGCCCAUUCCGCUCGGUGGAAUUCGUGCGACGGGAUGGCUGCAAGACCAGUUGAUGGUCCAGACGAACGGUCUCGCGGGCCACGAGCACGAAUUCUACCACUACGUCUCGCAGACUGACUGGAUGGGUGGCAAUUCGUACUACUCGAGUCUCGAAGAGGCCGGUAGCUACUGGUUCAACGCGAUGGUCCCGAACGGUUUCCUGGCGAACCACGAUGUCAUCAACGCCAGAACGUCCGCCUUCCUGUCGUAUGUCCUCGACACGCAGGAUGCGUCCGGCUGGCUGGGUCCCGAAGUCAACACCAACAAACCGCGCUAUCUCUGGGGCCGCUACCCGUUCUUCUUCGGUGCCAUCCAGAUGACCGAGAUCCACCCGGAGCUCACCGCUCCGGUCGUCGACGCGCUGUACAAUUUCACGAGCCUGGCCAACACCAUGCUGCACAGCGGCAACAACACGGGCGUCGAGAUCUGGACCGCGACUCGCUGGGAGGAUUUCGUGAUGGUCCUGCAGUGGCUGUACGAUUAUCAUCCCAAGGACGCAGCCAGCCAGGCGCUCCUGAUCGAUACAAUGGCGCAGCUGAAGUACACCGGGGUACCCUGGGAGAAGGUGUUUCUGCCAGAGUGGCACGGUGUCAAUAUGGCAGAAGGACUGAAGGCACUACCCGCCACGUACCGAUUCACUAAGAAUCAAUCGGAUUUGGAUGUUGCCAGCAAGGGCUGGGAUCUUCUCUUCCAGUACCACGGCCGACCUUCCGGGAUCUUCAAUGCUGACGAGUAUCUGGCUGGUUUGGAGGCCAUCCGUGGGACCGAGCUCUGCGUUGUCGUCGAGACCAUGUUCUCCGGCUCCUACUUGUACCAGGUCAUCGGAGACCCCAAGUUCAUCGACCGGGUUGAGCGGAUCGCGUACAAUGCGCUUCCUGCGACACUUACGGGAGAUAUGUGGAACAGACAGUACCUACAGCAGCAGAACCAGAUCUUUGCCGGAAACAUGAGCCAGAACCCAUUUGCCGUGGACGGACCGUACUCGAACGUGUUUGGCCUCGAGCCCAACUACCCAUGCUGCACGGUCAACCACCCCCAAGGAUGGCCCAAGUUCAUCACAAAUUCGUUCGCGACGACGCCGGACAUGAAGUCGCUGGUCCACACCUACCUUGGCCCAUUCUCUACUUCGAUCACCCUCGCGCCGUCCAACCCAGUCACCGUCAACGUGGACACCAUGUACCCGUUCAGCGACACGCUGACCACGACCAUCACUGCAAAGUCGCCCUUCACAUACUACGUCCGCAUCCCCAGCUGGGUCGUCAAAGGCACCAUCGCCGUGGACGGCGGCAAGCCCGCCGCCGUUUCACCGAAGCAGGGUCUGCACGCCCUCAAAGUGAAAGCUGGCACCACCAAAUUCGUCUUGAAUCUGCCUGCUCCCAUCACCAUCGAGUCGCGCCCGCACGGUUCCGUUGCUGUCCACAGGGGGCCUCUCAACUAUGCCUUUGACAUCCCCCGGCGCACGACUAUUCUGGCGAACAACACGGCCCAGGCCAAGGCGCAGGACUUUGAAUUCGACGCCACUGCAGCCUGGCAGUACGCGAUCGAUCCGAGCAGCCUCAAGUUCGUGUCGAAGCCACCUGCCUCUGGGGUGCUGCCCUCCCCGAUCUUCGACUCGGGCUUGACCCCGCUCAGCAUCACCGCCACUGCGUGUCUCGUCGACUGGGCCAUCGAGGGCCCGACGUUCGCCGCCAGCCCCCCGACGAACCCGUCCUGCGUGGGAAACAAGACCACCAUCACGCUGACUCCAUACGGGUCAACCAAACUCAGGAUCAGCGAGUUCCCUGUGUUUGUCUAGUAAUGUACACCGCAUAGAUACAUGGAAUGGAUCAGCCAGUCAGGCUGCAAUUGCCUUCAUAAAUGAUCAGUCCCUCCGUGCCCUGUCGGUAAAGCUGCAGACACAUCAACACAGCGACAACACAAACUGCGAGCAUCACAACCCGCAGGGCUUCGGUGGGCGUCAUUCGGCAACCUUUCGCUCCCAGGCCGUGCGCCAUAUCCCUACCGCCAGACUGCACCGCUUGCACGGGUCUUGAAAAGGUGAACAGAUCGCCUCGGUAGAACAUACUGACGGUCUUGCCGAUAAGCUACUCCGCUUCGUCUUCUGUCGCGUUCGUUGCUUUGGGUUUGCUUUGCCUUUCGGGUUCGAUGAUUGUCGCGCUUUGACGUUCCCAGUGACAGCAGCAGCAUCAGCAGUUUGACUCAAUCGUUCGCCGUGGUUCCCUGUCACUUGCUGAAUCGCGCGUUCGUUUCUUGACUGGUGGUCGGGACGGCGAGACUUCGUUCUUGAUCUGGCCGUUGAGCCGCUUGCUAUUCAUAGCACUGGAAAUGGCAUCCCGAAACGCUUGAAGUUUCAGUGUCACUGGACGAACGGCUUGAGACGGAGCGGGUCGGUCGUUUUGCUGGCCAGUGGCCUGCGGCGCAGUUUACGGAGUAUCUCAGGGGCUGGGCGCGCUCAGCAGGCGUGCCAUCCGUUUGUCGAUUUGAUAUUACGCUCACCAGGGACGACGGCGAUCUCUCGCCCGGUGGGUAGACGUCGUUGGGUCCAGCGGCACUGGCGCGUGUACAGAGCAGAGAAGGAAGCACGAGAGAGAGAGAGAGAGUGUAUGUGUGUGUGGGAACGCUGAUCAACCCCGACAGAGCAAGCCUCUCUAAGGUACCGCGCACAAACGGC